This is a messenger RNA of Neltuma alba, 1035 nucleotides long. RefSeq names its product allene oxide cyclase, chloroplastic. Lineage: Eukaryota; Viridiplantae; Streptophyta; Magnoliopsida; Fabales; Fabaceae. The record is from RefSeq and is a predicted model, not a curated record. The transcript is spliced from 2 exons. Gene Ontology annotation, biological process: jasmonic acid biosynthetic process. Gene Ontology annotation, molecular function: allene-oxide cyclase activity. The coding region runs from base 82 to 837 and encodes 251 amino acids.
GUUUCCCAUUUAUAAAUAUGAAAGUCUCUCUUGGAUCCACCAUUCUGCUCUCAGCUACUUCCUCCUCCAUCACCAUCGUCUAUGGCUUCCACUGGUUCUCUGAAAAUGGCCUCUUCCCUCAGAAGUCCGACACCUUCUUCUCACUCCCAAAAGCAAUUGGGUUGUAAUCUUUUUCAGUCUUUUCCCAACCAAAGCUUGAAAUUUUCAACAACCCAUCAAGUUUCUCCAUCCUUCAAAGUUUCCCACAACUCCAGAAUCUCAGCUUUCUUCUUUAACAAGCCCAAUCAGCCGCAACAAGAUCCUCCAAAGCCAAGCAAAGUUCAAGAACUGAGUGUGUAUGAGAUCAACGAACGUGACAGAGGCAGCCCAGCAUACCUGAGGCUAAGUGGGAAGCAAGAGAACUCACUGGGGGACUUAGUUCCAUUCAGCAACAAGCUCUACUCUGGGGACUUGCAGAAGAGGAUAGGCAUAACAUCAGGUCUAUGUGUGCUCAUACAACACGUUCCUGAGAAGAAAGGAGACAGAUAUGAGGCUAUUUACAGCUUCUAUUUUGGGGACUAUGGCCAUAUCUCAGUUCAAGGAGCUUAUCUGACAUACCAAGACACAGUUCUGGCAAUCACAGGAGGGUCUGGUCUAUUUGAAGGAGUACAGGGACACGUGAAACUUCAUCAGAUUGUGUUCCCUUUUAAGCUUUUCUACACUUUCUCUUUGAAGGGUAUUGCAGAUUUGCCUGAUGAACUCACAGUGAAGGCUGUGACUCCUUCGCCCAGUGUUGAGCCUUCUCCUGCCGCUAAAGCCGCUCAACCUCAGGCUGCUAUUCCUAACUUUACCACCUGAUCUUAUGUUACUUUCAACUAUUUCUGUUUCCUCAAUGGAUUAUUGUCAUUGUCCUUAUUAUUUCCUUUAAGCCUUGAUCCUGAGAUACAAUGAUGUUUGAUUGUCAAUCAUUCUAAUAUCAUAAUGUACUUUUUAAUCUCCGUCUCAUGAUGCAAUUGUAUUGUUUAUUUUUGUAUGUGCCAUUUGAGCUUGGAGGUA